AUGCACGCCCUGCCGGCGUUCGACGCGCCCCUGAGCGAGCGCCUCCUGCACCGGGGCCCCGACUACCUGCGCCGGCACCUGGACGCGGCGCGGCCGGCGCGCAGGAGCGCCGUGGAGAGGCUGGCGGCCGACCGCGCCAAGUACGUGAAGAGCCGACCGGUGGCCGGGCCCACCUCCGCUUCCGAGAGCAGCAGCGAGAGCUGCUCCGGGGACAGCCGCAGGAGCGCCUGCGACCCCCGCGGCCCGGAGGAGACGGCAGCCGGCGCCCCCCAGCUCCCGGCCCGCGCCCCGUGCCCCGUGGCUCGCAGGGCCAUUGCCCGGAAGCCGCUGAGGCCGGACUCGCUGGUCAUCUACCGGCAGAAAUGCGAGUUCGUCAGAGGGCCCGGCGCCGACGGCUCCAGGGGAAGCUUGGUGAAGAAGCUCUUCCAAGGGCCAGGCAAGGACAAGGCGCUGGUGCCCCCUGAGAUGCCUAAAGUGGGAGAGGAGGGCCAGGAGGCCGCCCCGGCCAAGGCCCCAGGGAGCAGCCUUGGCGCCGGCCCUGUCGCCGGUUCAGUACCUCCCGCGCCACCUACCCCCUCCCUGCCUGCCAGGGCACCCAGCAGGUGCCAAGCCGCGCCCCCUGGUCCUGAGCUCCUCCAGGAGGUAAGGCGCCGGGGCCUGCACCGCUCUCAGUCGGACAUCAGCUCCCGCUACUCUAAGUCCUUUGCAGAGUCUGACACCUUUUUCCAGUACUGCGGCCUGGACCCCGAGGUGGUGGAGGACCUCGGCAGGGAGAACUUUUCAGCAGGGUCAGACCACAUCGCCUUCAGAGUCCGCAGCGUGAGCAUGGCCACGUCGGACAGCGGCUUCUCCCGGCACAGCGGCGGGGACGACGGACUGCAGGAAGACGAGCUGGUGGAGCAAGUCCCCAGCAGGACCUCGGUCAUCGAGAAGAACGCUCGCAUCAUCAAAUGGCUGUACACCUGUAAGAAGGCCAGGGAGACCCCCACGCAGCAAGGGGCUGCAGGAGCUGGAGGGACGCCGCCUGCGCCCAGACCGGGAGACCGGAACCCUAAGGUGGGCUUUCCCAGAGCCUGAGAAUGGUGUCUGUCUGUGUGCGUGUUUGUGUUUGUUCAGUGUAGCCAAGUUGAGUGGUGGUUAGUGGCAACUUCCGGUUAGAGUCCAGUAAUCUAAAAUUGGAAGCAAACCAAAAACCCAAACCCGUUGCUGUGGAGCCAGUUUUGAGUCAUAGCGACCCUAUAGGGCAGAGUAGAACUGCCCCAUUGAGUUUCCAGGGAGCCCUGGUGGAUUGGAACUGCCGACCUUUGAAUUAGCAGCCAUAGCACUUAACCACUACACUAUCAGGGUUUCCAAAACCAAACCCAUUGCCCCUGAGUCGAUUCUGAUUCAUAGUGACCCUGUAGGACAGAGUAGAACUGCCCCAUAGAGUUUCCAAGGAGC
Loxodonta africana (African savanna elephant) is the source of this 1440-nucleotide messenger RNA. It is a transcript of the gene FAM110C, whose product is annotated as family with sequence similarity 110 member C. Bases 1 to 1077 code for a protein of 358 amino acids. Lineage: Eukaryota; Metazoa; Chordata; Mammalia; Proboscidea; Elephantidae. The transcript has 2 exons. Gene Ontology annotation, biological process: regulation of cell projection assembly; positive regulation of cell migration. Gene Ontology annotation, molecular function: alpha-tubulin binding. Gene Ontology annotation, cellular component: cell cortex. The record is from RefSeq and is a predicted model, not a curated record.